AUUGAGAGAAGACUACUUGCAAAGUUCAUGGCCAUGGCAAGAAUGAAGAUUCAUUUAAGAAGAACCCUAACCCAUCCCCACCGUCCUCAGUCCGUCACCACCAUUCUCCAUCCUUCACCAACUCCCAUCGCCAAUUUCGCUCCUUCAAAUCCUUUUCACCCACAUCUCAUAAAUCCCCCAGACAGCAGCUCAUUGUUUCUCCAACCCCACUGCAAUCGCGUGUCACCUUCGACAACCAUGGGUUUCCCCUUUUCUACAAGCAAACACUGGCUCCCCCUCAAGUUUCGGCUAUCUCUACCAUUUGGGUUUCCAUUUUAGGAGGAACUAUCACUCUCACUCACAAUUUUUUGGUAUGAUGUGAGCAGGAAACCAAUCUCUUUCUUUCUCUAAUUUUGGUAAACUUAGUUGAAUAUUGACUAUUUUAGAUUUGGGAAAUAGCAUAGGAUCUAUGGGUCUUUUGUUCUUUGUCUUCUUGAAAGAUCAUGACAGUGUUGUGUUAGGUGAAUUUGGAAUUUGUUUAUGUUUAUCUUGCCUCUAAACUUGCAACAAUGUUGAUGUUUUUUGCAACUAGUAUGAGAUCAAGUGCUGUCAUGUUUACUUUGCUGUAGUUCUCACACUUGAAUUUGUGCUGCUUUAUUUUAAGAAAUUUUCCAUUUGGUGGCUGUGUUUGUCUAAAGUUUUGCUGCUGUUUGGCUUAGAUUCUACUGUUGUUUUGUCUUGAACUCUCUAUUGUUGUGUCCAGAAUUUAUACUUGUCGUGGUGUAGAAUUUAUUUGCAUUUUCCUGCACUUAUUCUUGUUGUUGUCUGCUUUAUUCUACUCAGACUUGCAUUUUUCU
Messenger RNA from Rubroshorea leprosula, 836 nucleotides. The record is from the annotation of a GenBank genome assembly. NCBI's taxonomy places the organism in Eukaryota, Viridiplantae, Streptophyta, Magnoliopsida, Malvales, Dipterocarpaceae.